Messenger RNA from Parus major (Great Tit), 3887 nucleotides. RefSeq names its product tachykinin receptor 2 (gene TACR2). The record is from RefSeq and is a predicted model, not a curated record. The transcript has 5 exons. Gene Ontology annotation, cellular component: plasma membrane; sperm midpiece. Gene Ontology annotation, biological process: G protein-coupled receptor signaling pathway; positive regulation of flagellated sperm motility. The coding region runs from base 1595 to 2743 and encodes 382 amino acids. NCBI's taxonomy places the organism in Eukaryota, Metazoa, Chordata, Aves, Passeriformes, Paridae. Gene Ontology annotation, molecular function: substance K receptor activity.
CAAGUUACAAACAGCCCUCCUGAGCUGUGUAUGGAAAGUGGAAGGUCCCCAAGCUGUUUAAUGAGGUGUCAGCAUAACACUUUGAAGAAGCACCUGGAAGGGCUUUGCAAUGCAGGUCAGAAGAUAGGUACAAGUGUAUCUCUUCAGUUUCUGGGCAGGGAAAUGAGAGGGAUUACCUGCAGGGAAGUCUGUUGUGAAGAGAAGGAGACAUCACAUGCAGGACUACAGGUAUUGAUUUCUUUAAAAGCGAAACUAGGGCGAUAUUGUAACAGAGAAAAGCUGCUUGAAAGAGUUGGUUACGUGAUGGGUUAACUCAGGGCUGCCUCCAGAAAUUUAUGAAGCAAGGAAAGAUUCCAGGCUGAGCUGGUGCAAAGGAUCCUGAACUGAUAAACUCUGCCCUGUUGCAGGAAAGCCUGGCACGAGCUGCAGCUCCAGCAGCUACAAGAGCUGGAAAAGCACUGCCAUCCCAGCACUACAGGCUGAAUCCUGAAUCCAGUACACUUCUGAAUCCUGAAGGCAGGUCUUUGUACCUGAAACACCUUCAGCUCCCAGUGGAGCAGGCACGAGUCAGUGCCAAGUACUCUUGGAAAUCUCAGCCUCAGUGUGUCACUUCUGUUUACCUUUGCCUUAGAGCUGACAGCGAACAAGAGCAGAGUCAGGGGUUCCUCUUUCCUACGAGAUCCCAAAGUUUCUGCAUGUGUGAGGUCACCAAGUUCCUCCAGCACACACUGGGAAAGGGGGUGCAGCCAUACAAAGGGCAGGAUCUUGCUGAAUAACAUCGACUAUAGUUUCUCUCUCGCUGUGAGAGCUCACGGCAAGUCAGGCAGGGUCCUGGAAACACGAGGGCUGCAGGACUGGUAAACCUGGCAAAGUAACUACCCUUGCAUGUAAGCCUAAAAAAUCCUGACAGAGCAGCGUGGCCAUUGCAGAGGUUGUUCAAAACUGAGUGGAGCGGGGGGGGAAGCUUCACAUACCUCUUAGCCACGUUUCAUUUGAUGUCAAAUUGGUUGUUUAGUUUUUCCCCUGCAAGAGACUCCACCUCCUUUCAAAGUCGCCUUAAAACCUGUUGAGAUUUUAUCCCAGUGUAGCUCCUGCUUUGUGCUGAAUAGUUACACAGGGAAAGGACAGCAAAAAAAAAAAAGUCCCCAGUCCCACUUGCAGGGGAUUCAGACACCUGGUGCUUUAGAAAACUGCUGCCCUGACAAAGAAUUUCUGCUUGGAUUGAAGUGUUUUCUUGUCCCUAAAAGUAAUCUAAAGGAAGACAUCGCUUGCUACUGGCCUGGAAAACACCUUCCUUUCCCUUUUUUUUUUUCUUCCUGUUUUAGAGGAAAAGGAAACUUGAAGAAGGGAGUUUUUCUUCAGUUUUGCUCUCAAGCAUAGGUUAACAUGCCAGGGAAGGAGGAGGAGGAGGCCCUUGGCAUCGCUCAUCUCCUCCUGGAACUGCAUUGCAUCAGUUGGAAAACAGGACGAGAGGACAUGAGACAGCUCAUCCCGAUGUCUUUUUAAAUGCAGGGAAAUUCAUACCACCAGCAUCUACUGCAGGGAAAUGAGCAGAUGCCAAAUUUUCUUUUACACUUACAAGAAGUGAGAAGCCAUGGGCGUGUUUCCCUUUUUUAACGCGAGCAACGUUUCGCAGGCCGGCUCCUUCGAGGACAGCCACAACUGGACAGCGGCCACCCAGUUCACCCAGCCAGGAUGGAGAAUUGCUCUGUGGGCCAUCACCUACUCCUUCAUCGUUAUCACAUCCAUCAUUGGCAACAUCACCAUCAUCUGGAUCAUCCUGGCACACAGGAGAAUGAGGACCGCCACCAAUUACUUCAUCGUUAACUUGGCCCUUUCGGACCUGCUGAUGUCCGCUUUCAACACCAUCUUCAAUUUUAUCUAUGCCAGUCACAAUGUCUGGUAUUUUGGAGAGGAAUUCUGCAGGUUUCAGAACUGGUUCCCUAUCACUGCAGUGUUUGUGAGCAUUUACUCCAUGACAGCCGUGGCUGCAGAGAGGUACGUGGCCAUAAUUCACCCUUUCAAGCCCAGGCUGUCUGCUGGAAGCACCAGGGUCAUCAUUGGGAUGAUCUGGCUGGUGGCAUUCGGGCUCGCCUUCCCACAGUGCUUCUACGCCGAGAUCACGAUGGACAACGGAGCCAUGAAAUGCAUCGUGGUCUGGCCCGAUGAUGUUGGAUCCAAGCACCAGCUGACGUAUCACAUUGCCGUGAUUGUGUUGAUUUAUUUACUGCCCUUAAUGGUGAUGUUUGUUGCAUACAGCAUUAUAGGAGUUACCCUGUGGAGCAGCGCGGCUCCAGGCAACCACCUGAACAGAGUCCACUAUGAACACCAAGUUAAUGCCAAAAAAAAGUUUGUGAAGACGAUGGUGGUAGUGGUGAUCAUUUUUGCUGUCUGCUGGCUGCCCUAUCACAUAUACUUCAUCCUGGGGAGCUUCAAGGAGGAUAUCUACCAGCAGAAAUACAUUCAGCAGGUGUAUCUCGCAGUCUUCCUCCUUGCCAUGAGCUCGACAAUGUACAACCCCAUCAUAUACUGCUGCCUGAACCAGAGGUUUCGUUCUGGCUUCAAGCUAGCCUUCCGGUGGUGUCCGUGCAUAAAAGCAACAGAAAAAGACAAACUUAAACUUAUGUCCCCAUCUCUCUACCAGACAACCCACAGGAAGUCAAGAACAACAAGUUUCAACACAGAAACUCAGCUGAAUGAGAAAGAGAAGACAUUGUUGACCCUCACCCAAUCACCACUUUAAUUUCCUGCUACUGGCUCCAUCCCCACACACCAUGCCAAGGCAGCAGAUCUGUAGAAGCCUCAGGCAGGUCUUUUUCUCUGGACCAACUGUUUCCUACAGGACUUCUUUGGAUGCCAUCAGCAUUAAAGGCAGUGUGUUGGUAACUCUUAUAUCCAUGUAGGUCCAAAUAUCACCCAGCUACACAUACGAGUUUAGCCGUCCCUUACAUCAACAGCUGCAAUACAGAACAGACAUCAGCCCCAGGAGGUCAAAAAAAAUCAGCAGAGCAGAUCUGAGGCAGUGUCAAUCAGUAGAAUAUAAAUUAUUCUCUUCUACACUCUCAUCUCCUGAUUUCUGUUCCACCAAGACACUUAAAUUCAGAAAAGAGGCGAUGGAGCAGAAAGGCUGGGGCUCGAGUGGCCCGGCUGGGAUGGACCCUUGUGUGGGCAGCCCCAAGGCAGGUAACACCGUGGACCAAAGCCUGUUUAUAACAAAGGCAAAUACUAACACAUCCAGACUGAAAAAUCCAGCCUGCCCUCAGAAUUUUCUGAAUUCUGGGAUUGUCAUGCCUGCGAUUUCACCGGCAGAAACAGUCCCUGAACAUGUUGUCAUCACAUGGAUUUCUAUAACCUUGUCCCAAAACAAUGCUGUUUUCCUAUUAAACCGUGCUCAAGUGAUUCCUUCUUCCCAUGAGUUGUGGUGCCUAAUUUGGAGAGCAAGGCUCCCAGAAGGCUCUCAGUCAGGAGCCAGGGAUGCCCACUGGCUUGUUCAGGGAUCAUGGAUCCAACCAGAAUCCACCUUCCUUACAUCCUUUCAGUCCUAACAGCAGUGGCCCACUGCUGUCUUUUCCCAGAUAGUCCCUUCACCUUCCCUUUCCAGACUUACCCUGUAUUUAUCCUCACUGCUCUUCCCAGAUAUGAAAAUAAAGGCUGAAAUAUGUCAUCUUCCCAGCCUGAGGCAUUAUGUGCAGGCACACAAAACAGGAGAAGCUGAAAUAUAAACAUUAUGUAAAAGUAAUACAGCAUUUAAUAGUGGUGUGGUAAAUUACCACCUCACAAUCACCUUCACCUCUCAUGGCAGGUUUGUAAAUAAUAUCACAGAGCCUUACCUUAUCAAUUAAAAAGCCCCUGUAAUGUUGACAAGAUCCAGUUAUUUGAAAUAUUCU